Molecule: messenger RNA, 1680 nt
Organism: Zea mays
Lineage: Eukaryota; Viridiplantae; Streptophyta; Magnoliopsida; Poales; Poaceae
Product: dehydration-responsive element-binding protein 2C
Exons: 1
Coding region: 287-1345 (352 amino acids)
Biological process (GO): response to stress; positive regulation of DNA-templated transcription
Cellular component (GO): nucleus
Molecular function (GO): DNA-binding transcription factor activity; transcription cis-regulatory region binding
Source: RefSeq, a predicted model, not a curated record
ACCCGCGUGGCCCCACUCCGAGACCCCGCCUGGUGCCGCCACCCUACACGGAGGCGCCAUGCAGUGCCAUGCGCCGGCUUCUCUGCCCGCCCCGCCUGCCUUCAGUAGUUCAGUGCGGAUACUGAAAAGUGCUGCCUGGCCUGCAGUGCUGCAUCUGCAUGCCAUGCCAACUGUCUAUAUAUAGCAGGCCACGGAGCUUCACACGGCAGGCACACACCAGGCAAGGAUUGCAUUGUUAGCAUCCAUCGCCGGUCGCCAUAUCGAUCUGUGGACGAAGCUACUCCAGAUGGAUCGGUUGGCGCCGCCUGUCGCCGUGGAGGUGCCGGUGGUGCAUCGACAGCAACAGCAGCAGUUCGUCCAUCACUCACAGGUCCACCAGCAGCAACGUACGCACCAGCAGCAGCAGCACCAGAACGGCGGCGGCAGCAAGCCCGGCGGCCGCAAGUGCUGCCCGCUGCGCCGGUCGCGCAAGGGGUGCAUGAAGGGCAAGGGCGGGCCGGACAACCAGCAGUGCCCUUUCCGGGGCGUCCGCCAGCGCACCUGGGGCAAGUGGGUGGCCGAGAUCCGCGAGCCCAACCGCGGCGCACGUCUCUGGCUCGGCACAUUCGGCAGCGCGCUCGAGGCCGCGCGCGCCUACGACGCCGCCGCCAGGGCGCUCUACGGAGACUGUGCGCGCCUCAACCUGCAGCUACCUCCUCCCUCGGCGGCUGCAGGAGGAGGACCGGCAAUCGUGGCGUCUCCGUCCCCUGACACCGUGGCUGGCCCUGCUGCUGCUGCUGCUGGCGGGCACAGCCGCCACCACCAGUACCUGCAGCAGCAGCAGCCCUCCAUGGCGGCGCCUAUGAUGAUGGUGCACUCAUCCUGCUGCUCCGCCGACGCGUCGUCGUCCAACUCCGACUCCAACUCCAACUCCAGCUCGUCGCCGGUGACCAUGGCGGCCGCGGCAACCUCGCCCACGUACACCCACCACCAGACGACGUUCCAAAUGCCGCCGCCGCCGCCGUCUUCGUGCGGCGUGAUGAUGGCUGCCGUCCAGGGCUGCCACGUCGACGACACCACCACCACCACGAUGGCGAUGCAGCGCCAUCAGCAGAUGUUGCGCGAGCUGGCGGCGGCUCCUCUGCAUCAGGAGGCAGAUGACUUCGAGGACUUCAUGACGCGGCUGCCCAAGGCUGAGGACUUCGGCCUGCAGGGCUUCCAGGAGGUGCCUCCCGAGGUGUUCGACGAAGCCGCCGGCAUCUGGGACCACACGGCCGCCUGGUCGUCCCCCACCAUGAUGAUCGACUCCGCCGGCGCCCAGCGCCAGCAGGUCGUCGAUUCGUCGUCCCUCUUCAACUCUCGUUGAUCGAUGACGCCGUGCGCCCUGCACCAGCUACUUCGUUGCUAGCUGCAUCGAGAGCUGCCAGUGUACGUGGCGAAGCGAGUCGAUGCGCGGGCCCACUGGUUCGUGAGUUACUUACACAUCAAGUCUCAAGACGUACCAGAUGGUGGUUACUCGUGGGUUUUAUAUUUGGAUAAUGUUUCAUAUUUGUAAAAUAUAUAUACUAUAGUAGUGGUGUCUUAAACAUAUAUACUUUGAUAGCUAUAUAGUCUUUUGGGUUUGCUAUCUGCAUGAGCGGCUAGCUACCUCUUGUACAGUACUACCAUAUAUAGAUAUAUCAAUUUCGUUUUUCCUGAUUA